Hypomesus transpacificus is the source of this 3247-nucleotide messenger RNA. RefSeq lists its product as uncharacterized. Bases 847 to 1701 code for a protein of 284 amino acids. The record is from RefSeq and is a predicted model, not a curated record. Lineage: Eukaryota; Metazoa; Chordata; Actinopteri; Osmeriformes; Osmeridae. The transcript is spliced from 7 exons.
GAACAAUAAUGGCUUUUGACGAAGAAAAAAAAUACAUACAUACAUAUGUUAUUAGUAUAAGGAUGACAGUAAAUUCACUAUAUUAUUGUGUUACUAUAAUGUUGUUUGUCAAAUAAAAUUCUUGCAUUGAUAACUGAAAGAGUGCAUAAAUGCAUAAACAAUCCUUAAAUACAUAACAUGUUAAACACAAUAUUCGAGAGAGGACGAACAAAUUAUAGGGUUAGAAGUAUUUAUUUACACAAUAUCCAAUAUCCCAAAUACAAUGAAUAACUAUAUAGCGUAUGAGAGUAUAGUGCCAUUGGUUUCAAUGACAUGAGUCUGAACUGUUUUUUAUUUAUUUCCUGGGAGAAUUCUUUGGAAACAUUAAUACGUAUUUAGGGAAAGAAAAAUACCUUACAUCUGACAUCAACAGUGGGUAGUGUGAAAGUGACAUUUCAGCCACCCUCACUGUGCUGAGACGAGAAGACUCGAUAGGUCAACUUAGCCUGCUUCGACCGACUGGCUGCAUGACUAAGAAGAUUAGAUAAGAUUUACUUGCUGAGCAGUCGUCAGCAACACAGCUCUCACGGUUCAUAGCAACAGGUAACUAAGUACCAUAGGCACUGCUAGCAUUCACCAUGGAUAGUAGCAUAUUGAUCUGAACAGGGCAGAACUGUUUUAAUUUCUGUUGAUGAAUUUCCCUCUUUUGACUGCACUUCUCACACCUGCUACCAGGGAAUUGGCAAGUACUUUUCUGAUAGUGAUUUUUACUGUUUGUUACUAUCACACCAUUGGUAUUAUACCACAAUGGAGCUUUACACUCAUCCACAGUGUACUGUCCAUCAUGUGAGCUGAGCUUGACGCAAUAUGGUGAUGUACAUCCUGUGGUCUGCAUUUGCAUGGACAUUCAAGGGUGUCUUGUAUACCUGCAGGUUCCUUUGGGUGAGCCCUUACUAUGCAAUCAAAUGCCCGGCAAAGGGACCCUUCAAAGGGUGUGAGAAGACAGAGGUACCUGGAGGCCAUGAGCCCAGAAGUGCCAUACUCAAAAGACUGUCCAAAGCAGAGAAGGACAUCCAAGCCCUGAAGGUUCAGCUUGCCAGUGAGAGGGCAUUGUGGGAAAGGAAGUUCUCAGAGCUGCAGAAGAAACAACAGGAACUACAUAAGCAGCUGAUCUCAGAGACUCUAGCUAGGACUGGGGUCUUCGUCAGGGAGGGUGGAUUGGAUGACCAAGACGGAUUUGAGGAAAAUGGCUCGAAUGAAAAGGACCACGACACCGCAAGUAGCAUAAGGCACUCCUACCAGCAUGAAGGGUCAGAUGUGAGGUCAUCAAGAGGAGACACGGGACAAAGCAGCUCGUCAGGCAGCCAACUUUCCUUAUCAGCUUUUGGCUCUUGGCGCACUUCUGGUCUUUCUUCAGCCACUAGUGUUGGCUCCUGGAGGAGCUCUAUGGGUCCACAUCGGGUCUUUGUUCCUCACUCACCUCUGGACUUGCAGUUGGGUCAACGGGUCCGCAUCCUGCUGGCUUCUGGCAGAAUCAGUACCGGGACUAUCCGUUACCUGGGCAACCUGCAGGGGGAGCCAGACUUCCACCUGGGUGUCGAGCUGGAGACAUCCGAGCACGGCCUGCUGGACGGCACUCAUGCUGGACACAGCUACUUUGAUUGCAAGCCUGGACAAGGGACCUUCGUACCAUUCAACAAACUGCUCAUGGUCUGGGAGUGAUGACAUCACAGACAUUCUCUACUUGAGCUGCACAUCUCGAUGUAGCGGUUGUCGACAUCCAGCUGAAACUUUACAUCCAACAACAAAGUUCUGAAGCAAGAGCUUACCGUCAACUUUCCUUUUUAAUGAGCAGUUUAAAGAGAUUCUAUAAUGAAAUGUGGACAGAAUGUCAAUUGUAAGUUUUACAACAACUACCGGGUGUAGCCUAUAUGUAACACAUAUAAAUAUAGUAAAUAUGUUGAUCAGCACAGUGUAGGCAUGAAACAUAUCACAAGACUGUUCAUAUCAUUUUUUAAGAUGUUAUUAAACUGCUAUUGAAAUGAUGCAACAUUGUUCCAGUAACCAGAUAUUGAAGAUACUAUAGAUGCGGAUGUGUAGGAUGAAAGUGCAAGUAUUCACAAAUUCACCUAUAUUUAAAAAUUGUGACAAAUGAUCACACUUUACCUUUGACUGAUUGAAGCAUGAGUAAAUUACCAGUAUGUGUAACUAGAGACUGAAAUAACAUUUAAAGUGACAAGGUAUUUUAAUCCUCUGAAAGCAAAACACUACAACCAAAUGUAAGUACAAAUGCACAAAUGUUGCUUAAACCUGUUCUUUUUACUACUCUGUAAAGGUCAUGUCAAGAUAGGAUCUGUGACGACAUUGACAAAGUCUGACAGUUGCGUCAAAACAAAGUUGCGGUUUUGCUUGACAAAUAACCUGAUCUAAAGGAUGUCAACAUUUUGAUAAGAAUCAUAGCAUGACAGAACAGUGACAAUAAACUAGUUUCCCUUCCGUCAAUGAACAUUGAUAAUGUUGAUUAAGUUGCUGUAUUUGGUUAACAGGUGACUUUUAAUUGGUAGAAUGGAUGGUAAGACUGGGCACAACUAACUAGUCCGUCAAAGCCACAGUCAGUGUCAACGGACACAUUCUGAUAACCUAUUUAUGUUCUUACUGGAAUGAACAUGCCAAAGUGUGAGAUUACUUCAGAGUUAUGAUAAGUAUAUUUUAGAUUCUUUAAACAGAGUAGGGAUAGUCAAAUGAAAUCAAAUAAUAUUUUAUUUGUACAGCCCUUUUUACAAGCAGUGUUCACAUAUGACUUCCCAUAUGUCCAUGGAACAUCACCUAAACCCCUCAAAGAAGACAUGAAAAAAACAUAAAGGGAUCCCCUCCUCCAGACAUGAAUGGCUAUCCGGAAUCCUUGGAAUCUCAUGCCUGUCCCAGCUCUGUUUGUUUGUCUGUGAAUGCCAGGCAAGGAGAAGACUAACUACAUAGUUUUCUCAUGGCCUUACGUGUAUCUUAUUCAGUCUGGUAUUCUCAAGCUCUUUCAGUGCUGAUCCUGUCGUUUUAGUCAGACGACAUUCAUUGGUGUCUUCUAAGAAUGUACACAAAGGAACAGACCGUUCUGUUUCGUGUUGCUGGAGGAGGAGACAAGGUGUUGGAGGUAGAGAGUAGUCUUAUUGUAUUUCUAAAGUAUAGGGUCACAAGGAUUCCCAUGAGAUCUAGAGGUGAUACCUACAAUCACCCUUUAUCUAGAACACCUGAAACAGACUGGAAUUUAACUCCA